UAGCUUUUCUAAAUCAAUAAUAUUUUCUUUCAACUUAACACAAACAUAGAGACAAAAUGGCAAAGUUUUGCAUAGUUUUGUUCAUGUUAUUUCUAGUAGCAUACAUGCCAUGCGCACUAAGCUUGCAUACCAAGAAAAACACAGCCAAAAAACUCACUACCAAAAAAAAGGAGACAGUGACCAAUCUCCAAUUCUAUUUCCACGACAUAGUCAGCGGUAAGAACCCGACAGCAAUUCAGGUUGCUCGGUCACCCAACACCGAAAAAUCACCCACAUUAUUUGGUGCUAUAAUGAUGGCGGAUGAUCCGUUAACCCAAGGACCCGAGCCGAACUCGAAGCUGGUGGGGCGGGCACAGGGGCUUUAUGCAUCAGCUGGGCAGACUGAAUUAAGUCUCCUCAUGGCCAUGACUUUUUCCUUCAUAGAUGGAGCCUACAAUGGGAGUUGUAUUAGCAUACUCGGGAAGAACUCGGCCAUGAGUCCAGUGCGCGAGUUGCCGGUGGUCGGUGGGACUGGCGUUUUCCGGUUGGCUCGUGGAUAUGCAAUUGCGAAGACGCAUUGGUUCGAUGGGAGUACUGGGGAUGCUAUAGUUGGAUACAAUGUAACGGUACUUCACUAGAUUGUAUUUCUUGUGACAUCCAUAAUAAUAUGGUUUGAUAUUAAUUACUA
Messenger RNA from Mercurialis annua (annual mercury), 667 nucleotides. Its product is annotated as dirigent protein 23-like. Bases 57 to 617 code for a protein of 186 amino acids. The transcript has a single exon. NCBI's taxonomy places the organism in Eukaryota, Viridiplantae, Streptophyta, Magnoliopsida, Malpighiales, Euphorbiaceae. The record is from RefSeq and is a predicted model, not a curated record.